AUGAAUGGAAUGAUCGAGUCGUUUGCAUCGUUGAUCAAGAGCUCGAAUCUAGAAAGGAUAGGUUUAGGAUUUAGUGGGUUGAUGGUGAAAGUAGACCAAAAUCCAUUUCCACCAAGCUUUGAACCUCAGUACCUGGACUUAAAUGCAUGUCUUUUGGGAGGAACUAUCCCGGAUUUCAUAUCGAAUCUGACCCGGGUUAGAUUCUUGACUUUAUCCUACAACAACUUGUCAGGAUCAAUUCCCUCUUGGCUAUUUAAUCUACCAAAACUCGGUUACUUGGAUCUGUCUUUCAAUCAACUCCAAGGAGUUCUCCCACCCCACAUUGAGUUACACUCAUUUGAGGGACCAACAACAUUGAAUUUAGCAAGCAAUCAACUUCGGGGAUCCAUUCCUCCCCUGCUUGAGAAUGUCGAAGCUGUAGACUUUUCGGGGAACAAUUUCACAGGCUACAUACCAUUAGAGCUUGGAACUGGGGAAGUUAAAUAUUUAUCACUCUCUAGAAACAAACUUCAUGGUCAGAUACCCUCAUCUUUCUGUCAUUCAAACAAGAAGUUGAUGCUCAUUGAUCUUUCUAACAACAGUCUGGAAGGAACAGUUCCCACCAGUUUGGGAAAUUGCACUUCUCUCAUUUUUUUGAACCUUGGAGGGAACAACCUUGGUGGAGAAUUUCCUGAUGGCUUGGAGGGUGCAAAAAGUUUGAGUUAUCUUGACAUUACAGGAAGUCAUUUUGGAGGCCUAUUUCCAGGAUUCAUUCUGAAACUUCAGGAUUUGGGUGUUCUUAAGCUGGGGUAUAAUAGAUUCCAAGGAAAGAUACCUCCAUCCAUUGGAGACCUCCAAAACCUCCGAAUUCUCGUCCUGGAAUCUAAUUUCUUCAAUGGUUCAAUUCCUCCAGAGAUAAACAAGCUGGAAAAGCUACAAUAUGUAGACUUGUCAAGCAACAAGCUUUCAGGUUCCAUCCCUGAAAGACUAAAUGGUUUCAAGAUGAUGAGAACUCGACCUCAGGAUGGAAAUCUCCUCGGUUAUGUCAUCUCAUCCAUGUAUACAGGAGUAGAGCUAGACAUGGUGAGUAAGGGAUUGUUUCAAAAACAUGAGGUCGUCCGGACGUAUCUCAAUGGCAUAGAUUUCUCUGCCAACUCUCUUACAGGACACAUUCCUUCAGAAAUAGGCCUUCUAAAGGGACUCUAUAUGCUCAAUCUCUCACACAAUCAGCUCUCUGGUGAGAUCCCAAUCACCAUUAAUGAAAUGUCUGGUUUGGAGUCCCUGGACCUGAGUUUCAACAACCUGAGUGGGAAUAUUCCUACAGCAAUCACAUUUCUAGACUAUCUCUCUGCUUUUAACUUAUCCUACAACAAUUUCAGUGGUAGAAUUCCAACAGGGCAACACUUUGACACAGUGAACAUAGAUGGAUCAGCCUAUACCGGAAAUGAGUUCUUGUGUGGAGUGCCAUCGAUAUCAAAUGUCAUGACAAUGAUUCUUCAGGUUCAGAAACGAGUGUUGAUGUUGAGGAUUCUAGGCAGGAGAUGUUUUAUGCAGCUGUAG
Pistacia vera is the source of this 1539-nucleotide messenger RNA. RefSeq names its product LRR receptor-like serine/threonine-protein kinase FLS2. Gene Ontology annotation, molecular function: protein binding. Bases 1 to 1539 code for a protein of 512 amino acids. NCBI's taxonomy places the organism in Eukaryota, Viridiplantae, Streptophyta, Magnoliopsida, Sapindales, Anacardiaceae. The transcript has a single exon. The record is from RefSeq and is a predicted model, not a curated record.